Nelumbo nucifera (sacred lotus) is the source of this 954-nucleotide messenger RNA. RefSeq lists its product as uncharacterized. The record is from RefSeq and is a predicted model, not a curated record. Lineage: Eukaryota; Viridiplantae; Streptophyta; Magnoliopsida; Proteales; Nelumbonaceae.
GAUACCCCUUCAAGAACCUGUGAUUUGUGAUUUGUGAUUUGUGUUACCAAACCAAAAGUCUCUCAAAUUUCCUAAAGUAUUAAGCAAAAGCAAUCAAGAAAUCCUAACAGACGGCUCUCAUUCGUACGCAAACUAUUUGCAAAGGAGCACAUGAGAGAGAAAUCCUUCUGAGUUCUGACCCGAGCAACUCUGUCCCCUCCGGGCUUCCGCUUCUCCUCUCUCUCCGACAACGCCCGACCAAUUAGUCGCACGCUGACCUAGACUUUCUCUCCCAGUCUGCACAUCCUCGUACCAACAGAUGGGAUUUCUAAGAAGGAUCGCGGCCAUUCUAGGGUUUGCGAGGGAAGAAGCUCAUGAAGUGAAGGAUGAAGACGAUGACCCAGAUGAUCAUCGUAAUCGCGGAGAUAGGCAAGAGCCUCGUCGACCCACAAAAGGGUUUAGUGUACAAGUCCCUGUGGCCGUCGAGAGGCCUCACUUGGGCCCUGUUCUUACUCCUUGUAGUCUUGCCGACGGCGGAGUUCAGGGCUUGAGGUGGUACGCAAGGUGCCUAAGGAUAGAUGAAGAUGGGGACGUGGCAGAUGAGUUCUUGGAUGAAGUCUCACCAGAGUUUUCGUCUGUUGUGGAUGAUCACAGAACAUUGCCAAGGUUUGGAGUGAAGCAUAACACCCGUCCGGCUAAGGUGAGAAAUCAAGCUGUAACUGAUGGAAGAAUCCACCAGGCUGUGGAGUUCCAGGGAAGAUUGCAGUGGGUUUAGAGAAACUGAAGUAUGGAGUCUGGAGAAGUAAUUCAGCCUUUUGUGGGGGAGUGGAUUGUCAUCAAAUUUGUGUGGAUAACAAAUGUCUCUAAUUAUUCUUUACGAAUAAUUUUGUAAUUUUAAUCAUUUUGAAAGAAAUUGUGGACCCAGUCCGUGUUUAAUUUACUUAAUCAAGGGUUCAAUUUUGUGAAUGUUUUUCA